This is a messenger RNA of Mycena indigotica, 951 nucleotides long. RefSeq lists its product as uncharacterized. The transcript has 8 exons. The record is from RefSeq and is a predicted model, not a curated record. NCBI's taxonomy places the organism in Eukaryota, Fungi, Basidiomycota, Agaricomycetes, Agaricales, Mycenaceae. The coding region runs from base 43 to 951 and encodes 302 amino acids.
CCACCUUUUGCUUUCUCGUCGACGUGCACAACCGUGUGGAAGAUGCCCGACCAAGAACGUGACAUCGUUAUGGGGACCCCCGAUAAGCCGUUAGAUAAUAGGCCUAGUCAUCCACGGGUUUCAUCGUCAGUUAAGAAGAAAGACUGGCUCGCGCAAAUUAUUGCUCUCGCCGAAGACCGUGCCAACAAAGCUAUUAUCCGACGGGACACCACUGGCCGCAUAGUCGUUCUCGACCAGGAUGGGUUGGACGAGCUUUUCAAAUCAGAGCAUGCAACCUCUUUAGAACGCGUCGAAGAUGAAUUACAGGCGCUCGGUGCUAAAAAGAAAUCCCGCGAGUACAAAGGCAUCCGUAGACUCCUCGUAACUUGGACACAUACUCUAUUCAUGGCGCAGCCUUCCAAAAGCGGGACAUAUCCGAAUAAACAUCCUCAGGCAGACACUUCUCCGAAUCUUGUCAUCCCACGUGCCAGUGAUAUCCCCGCCCCAGAACGCAAACAACACCGGCCCAAACGAAGAUCUGUGGCACCCCUGACUGAAUGGGACGAAGCUGAGCUCAACCGUGAAGAGUCGGAAGAUGAUUCCGGCUCCGGAUUAGACGAGGACUAUGUUCCGGUAGUCCUUAGUUCGUUUUCUAAUCAGCCCUCCACCAGCAAACGCACACGUCGGUCAAUGGUAGCGCAGCAAUCCAAAGAAGAAACGCCAAUUAAUCAGCACCCCGCCCCACCACCACCUACAGCCUCUAAAAUACAAAUUACGCCUCUAAUUCCAGCAAAUCCUCCCGAAGUUCCCGACGGAGUACCAAGAAAAUGUUCAUUCUGUAACGCCGACACGACACCUGACUGGGUCUACUAUAAGACCACGAUAUACUGUCUUAAUUGUGGUCUAAGGGCAUUGGCUCAUGGAGCAGAGCAACUUCCUCAAUGCAUGGCUGGCUUGAUUCAAAAUGUUUAA